AUGACCCAGAGGCUGUGCAUGCAGAUGGUGGCGGGCGCCCUGGGCCUGGCCCUGCUCCUGUCCCUGCAGCUCACGUCGUUAAUCUUCACCCUGCCAUUCUGCGGACACCGCCGGGAAAUCAACCACUUCCUCUGUGAUGUGCCUCCAGUCCUGAGCCUGGCCUGUGCUGACAUCCACGUGCACCAGGCUGUCCUCUAUGUCGUUGGCAUCCUCGUGCUGACCAUCCCCUUCAGCCUUAUUUCCAUCUCGUACGUGUUCAUCACCGCCGCCCUCCUGCGCAUGCGCUCUACCCAGGGCCGCCGCCGCGCCUUCUCCACCUGCUCCGCCCACCUCACCGUGGUCCUGCUGCAGUACGGCUGCUGCGCCUUGGUGUACCUGCGUCCCCAGUCCAGCUCCUCGGUGGAUGAGGACCGCCAAAUCGCCUUGGUCUACACCUUUGUCACCCCCUUACUCAACCCUUUGAUUUAUACCCUUAGGAACAAGGAUGUCAAAGGUGCUUUGAGGAAUGCCAUCGUCUGUCGUCAGUAGAGCAGCCUCUGAAACCAAUUGAAGGUUUGGGGGAACUGGGGUGGGUGUCG
Molecule: messenger RNA, 578 nt
Organism: Galeopterus variegatus (Sunda flying lemur)
Lineage: Eukaryota; Metazoa; Chordata; Mammalia; Dermoptera; Cynocephalidae
Product: olfactory receptor 10Q1-like
Exons: 1
Coding region: 1-528 (175 amino acids)
Biological process (GO): G protein-coupled receptor signaling pathway
Cellular component (GO): membrane
Molecular function (GO): olfactory receptor activity
Source: RefSeq, a predicted model, not a curated record